AUGAUUGUGAAAGUCGAAAAGGUAGACGACGAGACUGAAGCGGAAGUGAUUGCACAGUCUGCGAAUUCAGAAGAGACCGUAAUCAGGCUGCCGGGCGUUGAUCUCGCUAUCUUCGGCCUUUUCCUCAAGUACGUGUACAUGGGCUUCUACCCUGCAACUGUUGAUGCACGGCCUGGAUAUCCGCUCUCGAUCCCAUAUGCACCUAAGUCAACACAACAUAACCCAUCUUACACGCCAGCCAAAGCUUCAAUGCCACCCCCAGCAACAAUCAAUUCUCAAAAAGCCGUCCAAGGCAGCCAUCCGUAUCCACUGCCGACUCCAAGCCUCAACAACCCUCGAGUGUCCACCGUAACGGACGGGAACAACCAUACCUUGGUCCCACCCUCGGUCCACGCCUACCUGCUGUCCAUCCGUCUCAACGCACCGGGCUUCCUGAACCACGCGCUCAAUCACAUCUACUACGGCCUCGGUAAAUAUUUCGCCCUGACCCCAAGUCUAGUAGACUACAUCUGCAGCCACACGACUCCAGGAUCCACACUGCGCAAACUCAUCCUCGACGUGCUAGUUGUUCACUGGCCGUCACCGUCGACACACAUCGUUGUCAAGCACGCUGCACUGAGCAAGCACUGGAAUGAGGUAUUCGACAUGCACAAGGACCUCAGGCAUGAGUUUACUAUGGGCUUGCAAGGCAGUAUGAAGGUAUUACCGGUGCAGGCGUACUUUGUCAGUACGGCUAUGUCCGCUGUGGCUACGAAGGAGGAGGCAGGAGAGCGGGAAUUGGAAGUCGUGGAAGUCAGGUCUGCCCAGGCCGAUACGUCUGUUGCCGAGGCUGCCGUGAAGAAGUGA
Molecule: messenger RNA, 846 nt
Organism: Ascochyta rabiei
Lineage: Eukaryota; Fungi; Ascomycota; Dothideomycetes; Pleosporales; Didymellaceae
Exons: 1
Coding region: 1-846 (281 amino acids)
Source: RefSeq, a predicted model, not a curated record